Messenger RNA from Gaeumannomyces tritici R3-111a-1, 407 nucleotides. RefSeq lists its product as hypothetical. NCBI's taxonomy places the organism in Eukaryota, Fungi, Ascomycota, Sordariomycetes, Magnaporthales, Magnaporthaceae. The record is from RefSeq and is a predicted model, not a curated record. Bases 132 to 407 code for a protein of 91 amino acids. The transcript has a single exon.
UGCGGUGGCUCUGAGGGUGACGUCAACAGCGUCAACAAAGGAUCUGUCGGGACAGAAAGAAGGAGAAGGUUGAGAGGGGGGCAAAAGGUGGAGGAGGCUACCUAACUAGAUAGCAGCUGAGAAAAGCCAACAUGCCGCUCACGCAAUUUCCGAGGCUAACUCGCUACCGGCGGCUUCGACACCGCUCCCGGGCCGUGACCGUGGCUAGGGAGUGGGCAGGGCCGGUGUUAGGCGCGGCGACAUGCGGGGGCAGGACCCAAGGCAGCUGCGAUGGUGCCGAACAGCGCGGCCAGCUGGAUGGCGUACUCCGUAAAUACAACAUGAAGCCAUUUUGGCGAGAGGGCCCGACUAUGGGCGAGCACGACGAAUGUUGCUACUCCGUGGUCUCCAAAUGGUACAGGUUCUAG